Molecule: messenger RNA, 3042 nt
Organism: Periophthalmus magnuspinnatus
Lineage: Eukaryota; Metazoa; Chordata; Actinopteri; Gobiiformes; Gobiidae
Gene: dok1b
Product: docking protein 1b
Exons: 5
Coding region: 500-2272 (590 amino acids)
Biological process (GO): cell surface receptor protein tyrosine kinase signaling pathway; positive regulation of MAPK cascade
Cellular component (GO): cytoplasm
Source: RefSeq, a predicted model, not a curated record
CAUUAAUUUGACCGUAACGUGAGUUUUGUGCGUGGACGAAGUUUGGGUCGCUCCAAACCAAAAAGAGAAGUUACACAAGACGAUCUGCCUAUGCGUGGAGGCGGAGAAAAACGGAAGAGGAAACGCGCGCGGACACGGCUGCUGCCACACCGGAGCUUUCAGCAUCAAAUACUUCACCCUAUUAUUUUGUUUUAUUUUUUAUUUCAAAACUGUCCACGAAUUGUAAAAAGAGGGCGAGAGAAUUUUACGCAUACGAUAUCCAGCCCUGUAGCGGGUCUUCCAGUCGGGGGCUGUCAACUUCAUCAAACUUGACUGGCUAAAAUUGUAACGCCAUGUUUCGCCUUCUCCCCCGCCGUUCGUGAGUGAUUGCAUCUGAUGUUUGGAUAACGGAGUCGGUUCUAACGGGCCGCAGGCAGAAGAAGAAAGUCUGUUAUAUUAGAUUUUUUUUCUUCUUCAGACAACUUAAGCCAGCGCCUAUUCCUGCGAUAUACUCCGCCGAAUGGACGCCCACGUAAAGGAGGGACAGCUGUACGUACAGCAUCAGAAGUUUGGAAAGAAAUGGAAGAAGAAUUGGUUCGUCCUUUAUCCUGCCAGUCAGAAUGGCAUCGCCCGGCUCGAGUUCUUUGAUUCAGCAUCGGGGUCUGGGGGUGGGUUCUCAGUAGGCUCAGGGUCAAAUGAGAAGACACGUAAACUGGACAAGAAGAUCAUCCGGCUGUCCGAAUGCAUCUCCAUCCUGCCCGCACUCACUGAGAACUGCCCCAAAGACAACAUGGCAGCCUUCUGUGUGGAGACCAAUGACAAGAUGCACGUGUUCUGUGCAGAGAGAGCCAUAGCCAAAGAGUGGAUGGACACCAUGUGUGACAUUGCCUUCCAGGGAGGAGGGGGCAUUGCUCCUCCUGAACCCAGCUCUGGAGCUCAGGACCUGGAGAUGUCUGAGAACCUCAUCUACUACUCCAGAGAGGAGGUGGAUGAGUUCUGGGUGAGUGUCCAGCACACAGAUGCCUCGGAUCGCUGUGGAUUUGCUGGGAGCUACUGGCUCAAAGCCGAGAGCGAUGCCCUGAUCCUAAAGGAGCCCAAGACGAAGAGGACGAUCCAAGUGUGGCCCUACAAGCUGCUGAGGAGAUACGGGCGAGACCGGGUGAUGUUCUCAUUUGAAGCAGGCCGUCGCUGUGACUCGGGUCCAGGAAACUUCACCUUUGACACCAAACAGGGAAACGAGAUUUUCUCUCUGGUGGACCAGGCCAUUAGGUCCCAGAAGGCUCUGGCCGAGGAAUGUCGUCUCAGCAGUAACCCAGAGGAGGGCCCUUCCUCUCUGCAGCUCAUGCGCAGCGUCCUGCCCCAGGGGCCCCAGGGGCCCCAGGGGCCCCAGGGCAGCAGAGACAGCAGCAGCACCAGCAGCAGAGAGGCUGAUGGGGACUCAGGGGGGAGCAAACCAGGCUCUGCUGAUGGGGUCCUGAGCCGCAGGGAGGGGGCAGAGGUAGGAGCUAAAGUACCCACAGCAAGUACUCUGAAGGGACGAGGCUUACCCGACACGCCUGCCAUGUUAGGCAUGUUGGGUGGAGCAGGCACUCCGCCACGCUCGCCCCGUGGUCGAGCAGCAGGAGGCAGCGAUGAGCAGACAGGGUUGUACUCUGAGCCUGCAGACUGUGUGCGCCCCUUACAGGCUGGUGACGCUCUGUACUCUGACCCCGUGGACAGCAUCAAGGCCCACGGCCACGCCCCUUCCACCACCACACCCCCUGCCCUCUACUCCCAUGUCUACGACCACAUCACCAUGGAGCUGAGCCACAGGACUAGCGCACUCAGUCUGAACGGAGCAGCCAAGAGCACCCCCGCAAGUAAGGGGCCAGUACUGCAGGAACACAUAUAUGAUGAACCUGAAGGCUGUGCCAAAGGAAGAACUUUAUCAAAGACUAUUUAUAAUGAGGUCUCUGCCCCCUCAGGACAGGAGGGGCACUACAGCACCCCGUCCCAGGACAAACAGUCUCCUCCCUCAUCGGGCUCUGGCCGGGCCCUGCCCAAAGGAAAUAAGUGGGCAAAACCUCUCACAGCUCCUAAACCUGCUCGUGGUGCUCGCAAAGAGCCCACCCCUCCCUCGGGAAAGUACUCUAAUGUGAACAAUAACAACAGUGUGAGGACAGGGGGUAGAUUGGACCUGUACAGCAGAGUGUCCAAACAGAAGCUCUCCUGCUACAGCCAGCAGCAGCAGCAGAAGCAGCAGAGAGCAGAGUGGAGACCAGACCUUAUCUACAACAACCUGGGAGACAUCUGAACCUUCUCCACACAGAGGCCCUAAUGAGAAGAAGACACUGUGGUCUUAGGACCUAACACUGAGCAUCAGAGCCUCAUGUGCAUUGGUGUGGAUGUCUGACAAGUGCUGCUCCUGGCGGCUCUCCUCUGCCACGUCCCCUCACAUGAAGAGAGGACCUUCUGAGGACAGGGGGCAGGUAUUAGACUCCAAAAAGGGGCAGUGUGUGGGGGGCAGAUGAUCCAUGUCACCACCCUUCCGUCUCAUGUUAAAACUUUGCACAGAGAGAUGCAGAUCUGGGUUAGGACCAGAUGGGUUCUUACAUGAGGAGUAUGUAUGACAUGGCCCCAGUUUAAACAUAAAAACUCAGUGCAACAUAUGUAGAAUGUGAAGAAAUAUGUUUGUAUGAGCUGUGUUGCAGACAGUAAUAAAAGUCAGAAUGUUCAAAGAUGAGAUGAAAAUUGAUUGAUCUAACAGUGGAUAAAUACAUGUUAAAACACAGUAUUUAUUUAUUUUUAGCCAAGAAAAUUGACCAAAGCAAAAAGCAUGUUUUUUUGUUAUUUUCAUUUCACUGUAAAACAGAAAAGCAUGCAUCCUUACUGGAAGUGGACUUGCAUCUCCACAAACCUGACUCUCAGUUGGUCUGGAGGAGGGCCUCCUUCUGCUUGUUUCCAUGGGAACAUUGUUACUUUGGCUGUAAUCUUCCACAGUAUGGCAUUAAACAUCACCCUGGAGAAUGUUCCGAAACAUGGCUUUAACUUUCUAUUUUCAUGGAGUCACACAGGUGAUCUGCC